CAAUAUUAUAAUUAUAGCAAUGUAAAAUCCAAAUUUCAUGCCUAUUCUUAUUUACACCUAACCUACUGCAUAUCCCCAAUAUUAUCCUAUGUAUUAUAUGCCAGUGAUACAAAACUAUAUGAUACCUCAGUGUUAAAUCUCUUAAGAACCUGAAAAACAAUAGACAAUCUUAAAAUCUAAUGAUUAAAGUUCUAUUUCUAAUCAAAACUUUGAUCCAAGCAAUCAAUUAAACUUUCAAUCAAUAAAACAAAUUAAAAAUGAAACUGUAGUUGAAAAUAAUGAAGAAAAUUAAACUAAUACAGAAUCAAAUAAACCGAAAUAAAAAUCUGGGAAAAAGAAGAUUAAUCUCUUACAAAAAUCUACUAACAUAUAAAAAAACUAUGCAAAAGCAAUCAUUUCUUAUUCUUGUGGACAGAGAGUUCUAAUUAUAAACACCUUAGGCAAAAAAAAAGGGAUUGAAUUUUUGAAAAUAAUUAAUUAACUAAAAAAUAAGUUGAAAAAUAUUAAUCACAUAAAGAACUAUACUUAGAAAGAAUCAUUCUUGAGUAUGUUCAGAAUAUUAGGGUAAAAUUUUUAAAAUAAUAUUUUUAGUAAUAAAUUUAUAAAGAAUGAAGCUGUUAGUUAUAUAUAUCACUCCAAUAUCUAACAGAAGAGUUGUCAUCUAAAACACUUAAAGGUGGUCUAACAAAACUUAUUGAAGUGUUGAUCGAG
Messenger RNA from Paramecium sonneborni, 711 nucleotides. Lineage: Eukaryota; Ciliophora; Oligohymenophorea; Peniculida; Parameciidae. The record is from the annotation of a GenBank genome assembly.